AUGAGUCUCCUGUGCAGCUGCGGGAAGCGUCCGGCGGUGGGGGACGAGUUGGCGACGCCGGCGUCCCCUCCCUGGUCGCCGCUGCCCGGCGAGCGCAAGACCCACGGCCACCCGCCGCCCUAUAGCAUAGGCCCCGUGCGGCCCUUCCCAUUAGCCGAGCCCCCUCCACCCGCCCGCUGCUGCCACUGCUUCACCCUGCGCCAGGGUUCGCUCACCAUCUCCUGCCUCUUAACGGUCAUUGCUGUAGCUACUCUGAUUGUAUUUUGUCUACACCCAGGCGAAAAACAAUUUCACAAGAAAAGGGAUUUUGAUACGGUCCGCGUUGCAUACAGAUUGUUUGCUUCCCUAGCUGCUUUGAAGAUUCUGCUGAGCAUCAUGUUACUUAUUGGGAUUCUCAGA
Messenger RNA from Gryllus bimaculatus (two-spotted cricket), 399 nucleotides. Lineage: Eukaryota; Metazoa; Arthropoda; Insecta; Orthoptera; Gryllidae. The record is from the annotation of a GenBank genome assembly.